Molecule: messenger RNA, 975 nt
Organism: Trypanosoma theileri
Lineage: Eukaryota; Euglenozoa; Kinetoplastea; Trypanosomatida; Trypanosomatidae
Exons: 1
Coding region: 1-975 (324 amino acids)
Source: RefSeq, a predicted model, not a curated record
AUGAUGUCUCGUGUGUUGUGUUUUCUUGCUUUGGUGUUGGGUGUUGUCUCUUUGUGUGUGACAGCUGAGGCGAGUUCUGAGUCUGUUCCUCUUCCUACUGGUGGUAAGUGCCCUGAAGGUUACAGUCCUUCUGCUGAUGGUGAAAACUGUUCGCGUACUCCUUCUCCACCUGCUAUUCUACCACCACCACCUCCUCCUCCUCCUCCUCCUCUUCCCCAACAACCUGGUGGUAAACCUUGUACAUCAGAUGACACUAUUCCUCAGUGCUCUACUAGCGGUAGUGAAGAUGAAGCUGCUCGUCCCGAUUGUGAGACGUCUACUGAGUCGGAAACUUGCAAUACUAAGGAACCCAAGAAGGAAGACAGUUGCCGUGGUGGAUCUAGUGAUACACAUUGUACACACUCACUACAGGAACCUGGUCGAACUACACCUAAUCCUGGAGACGAACAUCUGGUACGUGGUACACCAGAUCCAAUUGGUGCUUCUGGUGAACAAGGAGAAUCUGCGGAUGGUGAGGCUGUAUCGGGUGUUGUUUCUUCUUCUUCUGAACCUCCUAAUAAUGCUGUUGCUCCUUCUUCUACUACAUCUGCUGCUCCUGCACUCGCUGAGGGAAGUGAGACUGCGCCUACAGGUGAUAGUCACAAUGGAGACAGUGUUCUAAGUGAAAGUGGAGCAACAAAGACUUCUCCUAAAAAUUCAGACAGCGGGAGUGACGGUGGUUCUGAAACUACACUGACAGAGAACGGUGGUACAUCUGCAGAGGGAAGUACGUCUACAGGAAUAACAGGUGAUGUAGGAAAUACAGAAAAUACAGAUGCAACCACUACCACCACCACCACCACAACAACACUUCCUCCUGAACUCACAAACAACAAGAAGGGUGAUGCCGACAGCAGCAGCAGUAUCCGCAGUUCUGUGUGGGUGCGUGUACCACUACUGAUUGUGGUUACACUGGCCUGUAUUCUUGUGUACUGA